Molecule: messenger RNA, 638 nt
Organism: Zeugodacus cucurbitae (melon fly)
Lineage: Eukaryota; Metazoa; Arthropoda; Insecta; Diptera; Tephritidae
Exons: 4
Coding region: 1-408 (135 amino acids)
Source: RefSeq, a predicted model, not a curated record
AUGUUACAAAAACGCAUGGAAGAAAUGCUUGAUGAUAUGAAAGAAACAAUUCUACAGGAUAACAAGCUUUUAAGAGAUAAACUCCGAAUUUGCAUGGAAGUAGUAGUCGAUAUGAAAGUGGUUGUAAAUAAGUGGAAUCGCCACAUUGCUGAGGAAACUGUUUUAACAGCAAAAUUUCCAUUGUCAAGUGUGGAGGAGGUAGAAUGUCUAAAUGCAGAAAUAAAUAACGACAAUCGCGAAUGUUAUGUAAACACUAUGAAAUCCCUUUUUAGACCGGCAGGGGUGGUUAAAAAUCUCAAAGAGAUAUUGACGGACGCUAUUGUCCAAGAAUAUAAUAUUUACGGAAUUCAUGGAAAAAAAUCUUUAAGAAGUCUGGAGAAUUUUUACUCCACCCUAAUAGGUAUGUAACUACCGUUUACUUCUUUCAAGAUAUUAUAACUGUUUUACGUUAUGUUUGUGAUAGCACUCAAUUACAUAUUGAUUUAUGUAUGAAAAUACAUCUUUACUAAAUUAUUUUAAUAUAUGUCUUUCCAAAAUCAAUUCCAGUUAGCGAUGACUUCGAGCCGGCCGAAAAACAAUUCAGCUACAAAAAAAUAGAAUAAACAAAGCGAAAAGUGUAAAUAAAAAUAAAAAUAAAU